AUGAAACGCUGCUUUGGGGUUGGUUGGCCUGUUCUUUUAAGUCAAUCAGAUAAUCCUAAGCGUAAAUUGCCCUAUACCUUAGAAUUUUCACAUAAUGGAGCGUCCUGGAUUUGUGUCCAUCCUGCAUCUGCCAAUCAACUUGUUGAAAUGGCAUUAAAGAAAAAAAUGGUUGAGCCAUUAGCAAGUUAUACAACUUAUCGGCGGGAAGUCCGAUAUGGUCAGGAGCAAAGCAGGAUUGAUUUUUUACUUGAGGGUAAAGGAGGGGCCUGUUGUUAUGUUGAAGUCAAAAGCGUUUCGAUGAUUGACGAUACGGGACGUUUUGCUAUUUUUCCGGAUUCUAUAUCAAAGCGAGGUCAGAAGCAUUUACGUGAGCUGAUGUAUUGUGUUGAGAAAGGUAGCUCAGCAGCAGCCUUGUUUGUGAUUCAACGUACAGAUAUAGAGAUGUUUCGUGCAGCUCAAGAGAUUGACUCUGAGUAUGCUAAGUUGCUGCUUGAGGCUAAAGACUUGGGGGUUCAGUUUUAUGCUUACCAGACAACAGGAGAUCCAUUUGCAUAUGAACUUCAAACACCACUAAAGAUUCAGUUUUAG
Messenger RNA from Ylistrum balloti, 588 nucleotides. Its product is annotated as sugar fermentation stimulation protein homolog. Bases 1 to 588 code for a protein of 195 amino acids. Lineage: Eukaryota; Metazoa; Mollusca; Bivalvia; Pectinida; Pectinidae. The transcript has a single exon. Gene Ontology annotation, molecular function: DNA binding. The record is from RefSeq and is a predicted model, not a curated record.